GUGUUCCAACUCCUUCCCAAAGCUCUGUAGCCCCAAAAACCCCAAGCUACCCCAAUGCCCCCUCACCUUGAGAAAUAGAUCUGGGUUGCUGCACCCUUCAAUCUGCUGAUCUAUUUUGGGUUGCUAUCCAUCACCAUUUUCAGCACUUUUUAGUAAGAAAUCAAUCAAAUUACUCAUCCUUUCCUCUAUGAUUUGAAGUGAAAACACUGCUGUAAAUUUUAGAUCCUGCAAGUGCAUUGAAUUGGCAGCUCGACUUGUUGUCACUAUUUUAACCGUAACUUCCUUUGCAGAUGUUGGAUUAAGGUAAUUCUUGAGGCUAUAGAAUGUUAAGACAUAGGGCUACAAUUUAUCUGUUGACCACUUAACCCAGAUCAGUCAAUUUCUGGGCGUGAAUUCUGUUGGAAGUUCCAACACGAAAUCAGACCAGAACUUGACAGAACUUUGCUCUUUUUUCCUAUUUUACUCCCACUUUAUCUACUACCAUAUUACAUCAUGAUUUUACUAGAUUUUAGCUAUUGUUUUCAUGCUCUAAAACCCCUUGUUAUUGCUUUGUUUUGGUUGCCUUUUUGCUACUACAAUUUUUGCUUGAAUGUUGCCCAGUUUUAGCUUGUUUCAACAUUGUUCUGCUGCUGCUAUUUGCCCAUAAAUCCCUACUAUUUUUGCCCAGAAAAUUUCUGUUCUUUAGGGCUUUUUCCAAGCACUUUGGGAUUGUUUUAAAUAGCAAAAAUCCCCACCUUACUACCCAGCUUUUGUGCUACUGUUUUGGGGGUAUUUUGGUGCUAUUUUAGGCUUGUUUUAAGUAUGAAUAUGCAUAGGAAUAUAUAUACAUAUAUUAAUGGGGUUUGAAUGGGUAGAAGUGAUCGGGAGGUGUAGGAGGAAGUUGUUUCUUUGGUUAGAAACUUGAUACUAUGAUUAGAAACUAAUUUAGUUAAAUGGGGUAUGUUGUAAUAUUGUUUGUUCUUUGAUAUGGCCUAGGUUCCAAAUCACCUCAAGCGCCUUGAUUUCUUGAGUUCCUUGCUUAUUGUAUGGUAACAAGGCGAGGUAAGUAAGAUUUUGGUAAAUGCCCUUGGAUUUUAAAGCAAAGGUUUUAAAGCAUAUUUUAAACUAUUUUUUUAAAGUGGUGGCGGGACUAAACCUGUUUUACACAAAAAUGAGCAUGAUUGGUUUAAAAUGAAAUUGCUUUCAUUUAUUGAAUUGAGCAUGUCUACUUGGAGUUUAUGAACUGUUUUGAUAACCUCAAAUUGGUUUGUGAAUUAUGAAUUUUCCUGUAAAUCUUGCAUGGAUUUGUCUCCAUAUGAUCAUGAUUACUGACGCCUGCUAGUGGGAGUUUGCAAACGCCAGCACAUGUCGACAUGUAUACUUGUAGGACCGAUUCAUUCUGUAAUCCUACUAGUGGGAUAAUACAUUGGUUAUUACUGACGCCUACUAGUGGGAGUUUGUUAAACACUGGCCAUGACUAAUUGAGGAGACCACUACUUAAUUUUAUUCUACAUUAAUGGUUUAUCAUUGAGAUAUUUAUUCUAGUUUAUAUUAAAUUGUUUAUCUAGCAUGCUUUAACUUUAAUUUAGGGCUAUCCAUAUUUUUACUUACUGAGUUAUCUCACAUAGUUUUUCCUUGUCCACCAUUUCAGGUAGCGAGGCUAGAUUUGAGGGAAAUGAAGAAGAGUGACGAUCUUGAAGGCUAGCCAUUUGUGUUUUGGAUUUAGAUUAGCGUGGAGUUAGGCUGCUAGUCACAUAUGUUUUUGGACAUAGAUGAUGGAAGAUAGAUCAUUUUUGUAGACUAGAUCCCCUUGAGAUAGUCUUGACUUUAUUAAUGAAGUUGUAAAAAUGUUUUGUACACUCUUGGCCUAGUCAAAUAUUUGUUAUAAAGUUAGAUUUAAUAUUAAGACUGUGGAUCUAAGUGUAUGUGGAUUACUAGUUAUGAAUUUAGCAAGUUCUGAGCUUUGUACAUUUGUGGGAUCCUCUCACAAGUGUAUGGUGUUUGUUUCGCUCUCGGUUUUGGGGCGUGACAUAUAGUCCAUCUUUGCUAGAUGAAGGGAGAUGGUCAUGGCACAUAGCUUCUUACAC
Messenger RNA from Rubroshorea leprosula, 2066 nucleotides. The record is from the annotation of a GenBank genome assembly. Lineage: Eukaryota; Viridiplantae; Streptophyta; Magnoliopsida; Malvales; Dipterocarpaceae.